GAUCAGUUAAACUAUUCAUGGCUAAAUAUACUUACCUGGUGGAUUAAAGUCAACGAAAACUUAAAUCAAGGACGUAUACAGAUAUACAUUUGUUAUCGUACCUUAUUAAACCUUAAAACUACAUUAUUUUUAAGACAUGAAAAAGGAAUACAUUGCCGGCUUACGACAGAGUACCUCUAAUUAACUAUUACGUUGUGACGCUGCAAAAAAGGUAUUUGAAUUGAACAUGGCGAGCAAUCAAGGGCAGAUGAAUCCUGACAAUAACAGCCUUUGUUGCUGUAUAUGUCUGGACCAGUACCAAGAUCCGAGAUCUUUAGCCUGCUUACAUACGUUUUGUGAGGAAUGUAUCCACGACUGCGUUAUCAAGCAGCAAACUUGUAAAACAAGCACGAAAGGAAUUGAGUGUCCACUUUGUAGAAAGGUGACGGUUAUCAAGGAUGUGAACAUUCCGCCAAAGCUAUGGUCUAAAACAAUACCGGUAAAUUAUGCUCUGCAAGAAGUCAUUGAAACAUUAAGCAAAGAUCUGACAGCGAAAAGGAUCACUUCUGAAUGUAUUUGCAAGAAACAUGAUAAACUUAUUGAAUUCUAUUGUGCUGAUGAAAAUACAUUGUGCUGCAGCUUCUGUGCAAUAAAUAAAUUAAAAGAAGGUAAAGAAGUUACUGAAAUAAACCAAGUUGCAAAAGCAGCAUCUGCCGAACGCAAUAAGUCCCUGCAAAAACAGAUAUAUGAUUUACUGUUAAAGACAAACAAUGCUAAACAUUUCUUAGAUACAAAAGAAAUGGAGCUUGAAACCCAAAUUUUGACGAUAGAUGAAAAACUUAACAACGUCCAAGAAUCUAUUAUUAAAAAGAUGGAGAAUUCAAAGGCUGUGAUAAUGUCAAAAGCAAACUUUUUAAAACAGGAGAUAUUGAAAAAGUACGCACUACAACGAAGAUACGCGGAAAAACUAACCGAAGACCUCGAACAAAUGCGGCACACGUUUAAUACAGCAGUGGAAUGCAAAGCUCCAGAACAUACAUUUAUCUUAUUACAAUCCCUUGAAGAGAAAGUAAGACACCUUGAUGAUAAAAUAAAAACGCAUCAAGAACAGAUGUCUUAUUCUGAUAUAACGUUUAGUGUCGAUAAAAUGGUGAACAUUGUUCUUGAUGACGCUAAUCUUAGUUUCGGAAAGCUCAUUGAAAACGAAGUUAAACCUGUCGUAAGUGACCUGACAGACAGCAGGAAGGUGAAAUUAAGAAAGAUUGUUAUCUUAGACGUGUUAACAUCAAGGUCAGACGAGAAGCAACCACUGUACAGCGGAAUGGACUUUCUUCCUGACGGUCGACUAGCGUUAGUUGACAACGCCAACUGGAAAUGCUUAAUAUUAAGUAGGAAACUUGAAGUUAUUGGGAAACAUCAAUUUUCAUCUCAUAUCUUUGACAUUGUUGCAACUUCGAACAAUGAGCUUUUUGUCACUGGUGCAAAAAGACUUGAAAACGUAUUAAUUGAUAGUGAAAAGGGAUUUGCACGUGUCGAGGGCUUUUCACUCGAAUCAUGUCCAUUCUCGAUAUGUAAGUUCAACGACGACAGGUUUGUUAUUGGUACGUACAGAAGCUCCAUACCAGCACGCAUUUUGUCCAAAAGUGGCAGGGAGUUUGAAUUUAGUGUUGAUUUCCCGGAGAAAUACUGGAAAAUUGAUGACAGUAGGUGUACGUUUGAUGAUGAUGAAAACAUUCUAGUCCUGACUGACAGAUAUGAAAAUUGUGUCUACAUAUAUGACACAAGAAUAAACAGUGAAAUUAGAGUGAAAGACAAAAGGAUUUUGGAGCCCAGAGGAGUGGCGUUUGGUCCUCAAGGAAGUAUCUUUGUGUGUAGCCGAGGAACAAACUCCAUCGUGCAGUUGUCAAGGUACGGUGAAGUUUUAGGAAAUCACCUUCUGGAUAUGAUAUAUCCGUGUACAAUAUGCUUUUCAAAGGACAAGAAGAAAGUUGCUAUUUCAAACAGCUAUGCCGAAGCAAAACAGCUUCAGAUUUUUCAACUUUGUUCUGUGGGUUGAAACAGAGUGAACAAUUCAAUGGACAUUAUUUGUUAAUAUUACUUUCUCAUUGAUUUUAAGAAAUGUAACAUUGUGUGACUUAAUAAAGUAAGGUUCGAGUAUCUUUACCUGCAAUAUGACAAAUAUAUUGUUAUAUUCCAAAAGUUAUCAUAUAUUUUAAGUUGUAUUUGUGUUCACACGAGCAAGAUGAAGAAUACUAUUAAAAUACAAGGGAAAUAACAUGUACAAAUAAAAGUAAAUCAAUCUCAUUGGAUUGGAAAAGUUACCAUUCUUAGAUUUUAAAUAUUUGUGUUUAUAUUUGUACUAAAACCGCUUAAUA
Ruditapes philippinarum (Manila clam) is the source of this 2354-nucleotide messenger RNA. Its product is annotated as E3 ubiquitin-protein ligase TRIM62-like. The record is from RefSeq and is a predicted model, not a curated record. Bases 227 to 2035 code for a protein of 602 amino acids. Gene Ontology annotation, molecular function: metal ion binding. The transcript is spliced from 2 exons. NCBI's taxonomy places the organism in Eukaryota, Metazoa, Mollusca, Bivalvia, Venerida, Veneridae.